CAGGCGAGUUCCAACUCCGAACUCUAUCAGAUCAGGCGAGUUCCAACUCCGAACUCUAUCAGAUUAGUUUCCCUCUCGGGGAACGUCGUUUGAUAGUUGAUGUCAUCUCUUUUCUGGAGGCGGACAAAACCCAAUUACCUAAGCAAGGGCACGAGAAAUCACUCCUCUGUGUCUUUCUCUCUCUCUCUCUCUCUCUCUGUGAUGGAAGCCAGACGGCUAGCUGAUCCCUUUAGCUGAAUCCCUUAGCAGAUCAACAAAAUCAGACAGAAAGAGAGAGAGAGAGAGAGAGAGAGAGAGCAGGAAAGGUAUGUAUCAGGCUCACUUCCAAUCGGCCCUGACGGUGAGGGACACGGCCUCGUUCCCUUGCUGCAAUGAGUUCCGCCACUGUCAUUGUCAAGAAAGGCUUCUAGACUCUGUUUGUGCUUGUGGGCAUGGAUUGGGUCGGUACCCACCUGCUUGUGGGAUGAGGCAAUCGUCUCUGAUCCCCCAAUUUGCCCCCAAAAGGGUUAUCUAUUUCGGCAGCAGUGGGAGUUGCUGGUCUCACGGUCACGAGUCUCAGUUCUUUCGUCUCAAGGAAGAUUGCCGGGAGAGGAGAAGGGCUGCGCGUGCGGUACAGGAAGAGAAAUUUGGUGGUCCUUGGAGGCUUGACUACGGGGUGGAGAUUCACAGGUGGGUACAGGAAGCACUGAGUUUGUUGGUCAGGUUUAACACUGGUUUAUUCCCUGGUCCAGGGAGGUGGCGUGAUGUCCGAUGCGACGAGUCUCCAUUUCUUCGGUGUGAUCGCGACCUCGAUGGCGAGAGUGAGUCCGGAUUUAGUUUUAAGCAUUGGGUCUCUGAGGAAUUUGCAAAUGGGGAUGUUGGCCGAGCUCCUGACGACAAAUCUUUGGCUGGAAAUGUUUACAAAAAGGCUGGAGGAAGAAGGAACAGAGAUUCCCGUGGUGGUCACAGACGUCGUGAUGAACGUGAGGACGAUGAUGCUGCUUGUGAAGUUAGUGGUCGGUGGACUGAUCAUAAUUCUUCUUCUUCUUCUUCUUCUUCUUCUUCUUCUUCUUCUUCUUCUUCUUCUAAGAGGCGACAGAACAGAGGAAGAUCGCAUUCGCUGGUUAAAUUCGCCGUUCAGGAUAAGCAUUUCUCAAGUAGGCGGGAUCAGACUGAAUCAGCAUCAAGGGCUAGCAAUCAUCAUGGUGUUAAAAAGGAUGUAAGAAGCAGAGUCUCCCGUGGUGGUGACAGACAUCAUGAUAAACCUGGGGACGAUGAUGCUGGUUACGAAGUUAGUGCUCAGCGGACUGAUUAUGAUUCUUCGUCGUCUUCUUCUUCGUACUCUUCUUCCAAGAGGCGACAGAACGUAGGAAGAUCGCAUGAUAAAUUCACCGUUCACGGUGAGCAUUUCUCAAGUAGGCGUGAUCAAAUCGAGAGUACCUCCCCAACUCGCUCAAUUGGUACUCAAACAAGUAAACAGGAGCAGAUUACGCGAGAAGAUCGGCACUCCUGUGACUGGAAUAGAAGGAAUAAACAAGAGACUGUUGGAGGCGACCGAUCCUUUUCCAAGCGCGAUAAAAUCAAGGUAUGUGUGGGUGAAGAAGAAAACCGUGCAUCUUCCUCAAGAACAGGUAAUCAUCGCUGUGAGCAACAGAUUCAGAUGAAGCAGGAAGACUCUAAAAUGGAGAGAAGAAGCGACACUAGAGACUCCUCUGUUUCCCGGGGCACCUAUUCUGGUGGUUAUAGGCAUGACAAGUCUUGGGAGGAUAGGCAGGACGAAUCUUGUGGGAAUAGUCAAGUUAGGAUAGGAGUGACGAGAGAACAGAACCAACGACAUGAUAGAACAGCACAUGACGAGAUGGAUUGUAGUGCCACAGAUGCUUGCUACAGGUACAAAGACGGGCAAAGGGUACUCGUCAACAAGAGGCAAGAAACUUCAGCGUCAGUUCAACAUUUAGCUCAACGUCCAAAGCAAGCUCAAGUGAGCCAAAGUUCCAGGGGACCUGAACUGCCACAUCCUGAUAGUUCAGUUACUAUUGUGGAUUCAGACUUGUCGAGGCUUCGUGAGUCCAAGGAGUACGUCUGUAAGCAUUGUGGUUCUUGCAUUGUUGAUUCUUCGAGACAAGUAAGCACCAGCAGAAUGGAGAGAGAUACAAGGAUCUCGCAAGAACAGAUACCAUCAACACAAGUGCCAAUUACUUCAUCUUCUCAAUUGCCACUGGGGAGCUAUUCAAGCAUUAGUGCUGGCCAGAAAAUGACUAAAUAUGUUACUAGCGAUUAUAAUGGGAAGCAUCGUCGAUCAUCAAACAUGGAAUACACGCAGGAAGUAGUCAGUGGUGGUCCACCUAUAGGUGUCAGGAUCCCAGAACCAGCGAUCUUGCAGGAAGAACAAGGAUCUCAGCCAUCUGAGCCAAGACCAGGAAGCUCAUCGAAAUUCACUAGUGCCCAUCAAUCAGGUCGACUGGAAACUAGUGUCUUUGUUGCUAGAGACCGCCACUCCUUGAGUACUAGCGGCUUACAGGAAGAGGCUAUUCCCUCGGGACGGACAUCUGCGCAGGGGGUUUCAAUUCGUCCACCUAAGUCUAAAACUUGUGGCGAUCACCAAUCGCCUGAUUACGCAACUAACGAUUAUGUUACAUUGCAUCGUGAUUCUGAAAAAGUUGAUUAUCAGGAAGAAUUUAAGAGUAGUUCACAGACAGAUGCGGCCAUUCGGAGACAGGUAACCUUACAGGAUCCAUCUGUGCCUUCAUCUUCUACGUUGGUGCUUCAGGACUCACUAGGAACUGCUGCUGCUGAUCGUCAACCAGCAGGGUAUACAGCUAGCGAUUACGUUGGGAAGCGUUGCCGAUCGUCAAACAUGGAAUACACACAGGAAAUAGUCAUUGACGGUACAUCUACAGGCGUCAGGAUCCCGGAACCAGCGACCUUGCAGGAAAAGUCAAGAUCUCAACCAUCUGAGCCAAGGCCAGGAAGCUCAUCGGAAUAUAGUGGUGCCCAUCAAUCAGGUCGACUUGCAACUGAUGUCUUUGUUGCUAAAAACAGCCACUCCUUGAGUACUAGCGGUUCACAGCAAGAGGCCGUUCUCUUGGGACAGAUAUCUUCGCAGGGAGUUUCAAUUCGUCCACCUCCGUUAGAAAUUUAUGGCGAUCAUCAAUCGCCAGAUGACGCAAUCAGUGAUUAUUUUCACGGUUCUACAGAUAUUUAUUAUCUGGAAGAAUUUAACACUAGUUCACAGAGAGGUGCGGCCUUCCAGGGACAGGUCACCUUCCAGGAACCAUCUGUGCUAGCAUCUUCUAAGUUGGUGCGUCAGGGCUCAGUAGGAACUGCUGCUGCUGAUUGUCAUCCAGCAGGGUCUGCGUCUAGUGAAUCAUUCACCAGGUCAUCACAGAUUGGCUCUCAUGUUCUUAGUGCGCAACUGCAUGGAGGAGCUCCCAGCAAUCAAUCUGAAACCGAAAAUACAAGAAAUGACGACCUAAGUGGGCAGUCGGGGCUGCACACCAGAGACAGUGAUUCGAGCUCAGUCGUCUGCAUAGGUAAGUCUUCUCAUGAAACGAAAGAGUCUGUUCAUCAACUUCCCCAGGCAGGCUUGCCUUCCCAGAGAAUUCUGAUAACAACUGAGAAAACAUUUCUAGUAGAGAGGGAGAGGACAUCUGAUCAGACCACCGUUUUACAGCAAGUAGUAUUGGCGAAUCAAUCAAGUGCCGAUUCUGUAAAAAGCGGGACGAGUGCAAAGAACUCGAGAAACUGUGGGAUGCAGGGUUCUUGGCAGUCUCCUGCAUCGUCUGAGAUAAGAGGACCGCCUGAUGAAAUGUGGGAUGUUGCAGGUGAAGCAUUUGAAGAACCUUAUGGCGUGGAAGCCACAGAGCCUCCUGUAUCUGUAGCUUCUGGAGAGAAUUUGACUGAAGGAACUGCUACUGAAGGAGCGGUUGCAGGAUCUGAUGUUGCAUCUUCCAAGACUGCAAUCGUUAAGAGGCCAAGCAAAUCAUUAUGGGGCUACCUUGCAGAAAUUGUUAAGGCUGGUUGGAUAUUACGCAUGGGAUCGCAUGAUUCAACACCAAAAUCUACUGCUAAGAGCUCAUCAAAUGAAUCUGGGGGUACUGAAGCGUGGUUUUCAGGUUAUGAACCAGAGGCUGAGGAGAAGGUGAAGAGAGAGAAGAAGGGUGGGUCAAGAGAACCACCAGCUGUCAAAGGGUCAAGCGAUGAGAUUACCGCUGAACUGAGCUUGAAACAAGGGCAGGAGAUCACCGAACGGGAGAAUGUCCAGGCAACAAUAACCAAUGAUGGGUUUGCUACGUCUCCAGUACGGCUCUCUGAACGUGGAUCUAUCCGCAGAAGAGCUUCCUCAUUAUCAGAUAAUCAAAGAUGGGAGUCUGCUGCUAAUUCUGCCCAUGUUACUUCAUCAUCAGCGCCAGCAAGUGGUAGAACAUCACCGGACACCAUUACAAGUUCAACCGGCACCACUAACGUGCAAAAGCAAGGAGAAACUAGUGAAGUCGGAGCUUCUUUUGUGGAGAUUACCGGUGACUUCCAGACAGGAAUUCAAGAACAACCCAUCAAGGGAGGGCAGGAAGAUGCUGGUAUGGAAGAUACGGAAACAACCCUAAUGCAGGGUAAGUUAAAACGAACUGCACAAGUUCAAAGAGAAAGAUUUGAAGCGUGGGAAGAAGCUUAUAGACUUGAAAGCCAGCAGAGAAAAAUGGAUGAGAUGUUUAUGAGGGAAGCUCUUCAGGAAGCAGGAAAAGCAGCUGAUACCUGGGAGGUACCGGUUGGUGCUGUUUUGGUCCAUCAUGGUAAAGUUAUUGCCCGGGGCCGCAACCUCGUGGAAGAGUUGAGGGAUGCAACUGCACAUGCUGAACUGAUAUGUAUCAGGGAGGCAUCUAACACACUUAAAUCUUGGCACCUUGCGGGGACAACUCUUUAUGUCACAGUUGAACCUUGUGCAAUGUGUGCGGGCGCUAUUCUUCAAGCUAGAAUUGAUACGUUGGUCUGGGGGGCACCAAAUAAGCUUCUUGGAGCUGAUGGCAGCUGGGUCAGACUUUUCCAUUCUCCUGAUGAAGGACAGAGCAGCUCGGGACAACCGAGCUCACCAGCAGGUCCAGUACAUCCAUUUCAUCCAAAUAUGAAGAUUAGGCGUGGUAUCCUUGAAACUGAAUGCUCUGAUGUGAUGCAACAAUUUUUCCAACUGAGGAAGAAGACCAGGAUAGAAGAAUCUCCACCUUCAUGCAUGCCACUUGCAAAUCCUCCAAAAUUUUUCUCUAAGAUGCACGACUUUUUUGGUAUGAUGAUCUGCUUGUAGCUGUUGGUUUUUCCUAUUAAGACAGAAAUUUUGACACGAUACCCUUGGUGAGUAAUGACUAAUGGGAGGAACCUCAAUUAGCCUACUGAGCCAAGAGUUCUGCUUCAACUGAAAAAUGAACAGAAACUAAAGAUAACCUGUCAAUAUCUAUUACCAAGUCAGAAUGCGGAACAGAUGUACUUCAGCGGUUUCUUGAGGAUUUCACAAAUUAUCCUCAUAUUAUCCUAUCCUCUCUGAGAGCUUUCUUUU
Molecule: messenger RNA, 5524 nt
Organism: Nymphaea colorata (pocket water lily)
Lineage: Eukaryota; Viridiplantae; Streptophyta; Magnoliopsida; Nymphaeales; Nymphaeaceae
Product: tRNA(adenine(34)) deaminase, chloroplastic-like
Exons: 4
Coding region: 308-5275 (1655 amino acids)
Biological process (GO): tRNA wobble adenosine to inosine editing
Cellular component (GO): chloroplast
Molecular function (GO): tRNA-specific adenosine deaminase activity
Source: RefSeq, a predicted model, not a curated record